Molecule: messenger RNA, 3711 nt
Organism: Mycena indigotica
Lineage: Eukaryota; Fungi; Basidiomycota; Agaricomycetes; Agaricales; Mycenaceae
Product: Dsl1-C domain-containing protein
Exons: 10
Coding region: 1-3711 (1236 amino acids)
Biological process (GO): mitotic spindle assembly checkpoint signaling; endoplasmic reticulum to Golgi vesicle-mediated transport
Cellular component (GO): RZZ complex
Source: RefSeq, a predicted model, not a curated record
AUGGCAUUUCCCAUUCCCGACCACCUUCCACGACGACCAAACCCAAAGGAUGUGUCGUCUGAGAUACUUCUGAAGAUCGACAAGGCGACAAACCAAACACUCUCUGCCGAACUUGCGGCUUCGUGGCUCACGGAAUUGGAUGGGACAAUUCAAAACACUAAACAACAAAUCCACCACCGGAUACAUCGCGACUUGCCUUUAUUUGAGCAGCAAUUCGAGACCUCUAAGUCCGUUCAGACGCGUUUACAAGCAUUAUCCACCAAUGUGGAGAAUCUGGACCGCACCUUGUCUGACCCUGAGGCUGGCAUAAUACCUGCAUUAGUGAGGUCACUCACGGCGCAUGCAGUUCUUGCACAACAAGCAACCAACGCAGCCGUUCAGCACGAAGCAGUCCUCUACCUCCUUCGAUGCCGGAAAUCUUUCACCGGUGUUCUAUCACUGGUUCAGCUGGGAAAGCUGCCAGAGGCUGUUGUUGCUUGUGACGAGUUUGAACAAGAGCAUUUACAGUUUGUGCCUCCUCAUCUCAGUCAAACAAGUGUGUUCGCCGACUUGAAGCGCAAAUUUCAAGCAGCCAAGUCCAAGACGGAAGAGCAGUUGAGCGAGGCGUAUUCCCGGAGCAUCGUAAUCUUGGCGCAAACUCUCACUGUCCUUCGUUCUGUUGUUGUUCGACAGUCGGACAAUGUUCUCUCCCUUUCCGAUGUUCUGUCUUCACUUACCCCGACCGCCCGUGCGAACCACCUGACGAUUUUACGACGUGACAUGGUAGCCUAUUAUGUUGACCAACUUCUACUGCAACCGGCGACUCUAUCAUCUUCAUCGGAACACGAUGAACAACGACUGACAGUCAUUCCUUCACCUCCCAAUACAAAUAACCCAAUCGAGCGACUCGAAAACGUUUCUUUGGCACUCAAAUUCUUGUCCAAACACUUCACGGCCUAUUUGCCCCUGUCAGAUAAAGCCUCGGUGUCACGAGCACUUUGCAAGCCUAUUGGAUCGAGCAUACUCUCAAACUUACUCAUUCCAUCUCUCCCUGUCGCAUUUCACGGCCUCCCUGCAUUUCUUCAACUUGCGGAGCGUGCAGUGGCUUUCGAAGGAGAGUGCAUUGUUCAAUUGCUCGGUGGUGAUGAGCACGACCGACCAAUCAAAAUAUGGAUAGACAACCUAAGCGGGCAUUAUGAGCGUCGAAGGAGAAUGCUUAUCCUAGACAACGCACGACUUGUUGUGUUGGCCCCAGAGGUAGUGGGAGAUCAUGGCAAGUUUGUCGUUGAGGUCGAUCCGUUCUUGCAGGAGAAGAAGGCAGCACUGCCGGAUAUCAUUCCUGUGCAAAAGGAGAUGAUCGGAUUUGAACAGAAGGAGGAUGUUGACGAGUGGGGCUUUGAUGAGGGUACAGGGAACGGCGAUGGUGAUGAUGGUUGGGGCUUUGACGACGAUUCUGCGCCAGAGCCAAUACCGCAAUCGGAACCUCGGGAAAUGGUUGUUUCUGGAGAUGAUGAUAAUUGGGGCUUCGAUGACGAGCCUGUGGGUCCGCCAGAUCCCAAUGGCGACAAAGAUGAUGGAGAAGAUGCAUGGGGUUGGAACGACGAAGAAUCAUCGGGCGACACUGCCUGGGAGGACGACCCUUGGAAUGAAACAACGGAGAAGUCAAUCGACGACCCACCAUCUCCGCCCAAAUCAGCAGCAACAACAUUGGCGUCUCCUGUCCCUGCUAGAAAGGCCACUCGUCUAGAGAAACUCGCCAAUAAAGGCAAGAAGCAUCUUAAUGGUAGCUCUCCUCUCGCGUCGCCUACUCCCCCCAUCACUGUCAACCCAAAUCCAGUACCCGAAAGCCUGAAGCCUCCUGUGAAACGGCCUCCGGAACUGACUUCGCCGCUUGUGGCAGUUGCCCCAAAGGAAUCCUACCUGGUCACUCAUCGAACAAAGCAAAUCGUUGCUAUAGUCAAGGAAGUUCUGGCGGAGGGGCAACAUUUCACUGUCUCUCGCAUGAUUCCCAUUCGACAUGGCAGCGGUUCGGAACCAGGGGCACUGAUACUACAGUCUGCCGCCUCUGUGGUUGACCUUUAUCGGGCUCUCUACCCAGUUCAGUUUUCCGGCCGGCUGAAGACGGUGGUGGAUGCACCGAUGCAGCUGUCCAAUGACUGCAUGUAUCUUAGUGAGGAAAUUCGAAGAUUAGAGAGGACCCUGGUUGGUCCCCCAAAUGUCAAAGAAAAGCUCGUAGAUUGUGGAGAUCGAUUGAAGGUGUGGGGGGACAGUUGGUUCCAGGACACAAUUGACCAACAUCGAGCUUCGAUUGACGAAACGAUCGCUAAGGGUGCCGAAGGAUUUACCUUCCUCGCUGACCAAGACCGAUAUGAUGACUGUGAAGCAGCAAUUGGGCGAGCGGUGCAAGAAAUCAAGCGGUUAUCCCAGCGAUGGAAAGGCAUCCUGACCAAAACCAAGUAUUACACUGCGGUUGGACUGGUCACCGAUGCGGCCCUCUCGCGGUUAUUGGAAGACGUUUUAGCGUUACCCGAUAUCACAGAAGUCGAGUCACAUCGACUGCAUGAGAUUUUCCGGAUGCUGAGUGGAUUAGAAGCAUUAUUCAUCGAGGAUGCUAACCAGCAGCCCUUUGCCGCCGAUUACGUUCCAUCUUGGUUCAAGUUCUCGUAUCUUACGGAACUUAUGGAUGCAUCUAUGGUCGAUAUCGUGGACUUGUUCGAAAGUGGUGCAUUAAGGGACUUUGAAGUGGAUGAGUUGGCUCGUGAGGAGAAACGGUAUAAAAUGUGGGAGCCGGACCGAUACGUGAGCAAACCAAUGUCUCGCACUUAUAACAACGUUAUCGUCUUUGGCCCCACUGGUACAGUCGGCGGUCUGGUUGCUCUCGAGGCUCAUCAGCGUGGGGCCAAAGUGUGGCUCGCAAUGCGGGAUACCUCCAAGCCCAUUGACGGAAUCACUUCAACUGUCGAGCAGGCGGGCAACUUUGUCCGCGUCCAGGCUGACCUCAGCGACCCGGCCUCGGUGUCAAGCGCAAUCACCCAGUCUGGGGCCACAGCGGCGUACCUCUACCUUGUCCACACCCCCGAUUUUGCUCGGGCAACUCUCCGGGCCAUGCGUGAUGCGGGCGUGGAAUAUAUCGUCUUCCUCUCCAGCUAUACCAUCAGACUGGAGGGCGUCCCUCUGCGAGAAAUCAAGCCUGACAGAGGGAUUGCGUACGCUAAUGCACAGGCAGAGAUCAACAUCGAAGAGGCGGGGUUUCCGUAUUUCACAACACUGCGACCCGCGCGGUUUGCAAGUAACUACCGCAAGUUUUGGUUUGACGGGGCGAAAGCGCUGCACGUGUUCCCUGACUCUGUCAUGGACAAUAUAGCACCGGAAGAUAUUGGCGCGGUGGGGGGAGCAGUCCUCGUCAAUCGUCCCUCAGAGGAAAAAGAGACCAUUUAUUUAUAUGGCCCCGAGCUGCGCACUGCGAAGGAGAGCUGGGAGGUCAUCAAGAACAUAACUGGCCGGGAGAUCGACAUCGCACCCUUGACCGCACAACACUACACGCAAGUUUUGUUGACCAAGGGUUUACCAAAUGCAGCCAUCCAAUAUUUGUUGGCCUUGGAUCGGGUGAACGUGGGUUUCCCGCAGCAGGAGUAUCAGGACGCCGUGGGAAAUGUCGAAAAGUAUGCGGGACGACAGCCAACCAAGUUCUCAGACUAUAUCCAGGCGCACAAGGCAGAGUGGCUGGCGUGA